This is a messenger RNA of Mya arenaria, 4191 nucleotides long. RefSeq lists its product as uncharacterized. The record is from RefSeq and is a predicted model, not a curated record. Gene Ontology annotation, biological process: protein modification process; protein transport; endosome to lysosome transport. NCBI's taxonomy places the organism in Eukaryota, Metazoa, Mollusca, Bivalvia, Myida, Myidae. Gene Ontology annotation, molecular function: ubiquitin binding. The transcript has 7 exons. The coding region runs from base 68 to 1573 and encodes 501 amino acids. Gene Ontology annotation, cellular component: ESCRT I complex.
UAUAACACGCUUUAAGGUGGUUUAUGAUUGUGAACAACUGUAUGUUGAGGAAGUAAAAGGGCAAACAAUGGAUGAAGUCCCUGGAAAGAAGAUACUGCAAGCAGAUGCUUCAGACCUGGACGUCACCUACUGCCAGCCCUGCUCUCAAGAUGGAGAAAGCUUCGCAGUCGAUGCCUACUGUACUGUCUGUAAGAAGUUUAUGUGCUCACCUUGCACAAAUGUACACAGAAAACAAAGUGUAUCAAAGUAUCAUGCCCUUCUUGACAAGAGCAUCUUGCCUACUUCUGUGAGGGACUGUUUUACUAAAGAAGAGGGCACAGAGUCCUGUGAUUUCCACCCACGAAAUUUUAUCAAAUUCUUCUGCCCUACUCACCAGAGUCUUAACUGUAAACAAUGUCUAGAUUUUGAGCAUCGGUCUUGCAAGGUUAACCUGAUCUCUGAUAUAUCAAAGACUUUCAAACAAGGUAAGGAGUAUGGACAAGUCAAUGAGGUUAUUGCUCAAUUACUGAAGAACGUCGAUGACAUUGAUUCUGAUGUUGAAGACAGCAUUCAGCUAGUUAAAAUGCUUAGUCAAAAUGAGAUAACCAAACUAAGAAAAUAUCGAAAUAUAGUCAACAAAUACCUUGAUGAACGCGAAGAGGCACUAAUUAAAACCAUUUCCCGGAUGAAAAACACGGACGAAACGUUACUGAACUCCUUGAAACUAAAAUUGAACUGCCUUAAGAUCGACGUCAAAACAAUCAAAGAAAAUCUAACCGCCAAAGAGGACAGCACCAACCAGUUGUUUAUAGAGGCAUAUAAAGCCACGAACAUGCUGGAGGAUUUGCAAACAGCUUUGGCCGAGAUAAACAAGGAGAAGACCAGACACCAGUAUCAAUUUAGGAAGGACCCUGCCACUGAUAGAUUGCUGACUUUCAUGACUUGCCUAGGCACUGUUGAGGAAAUAGUUGAUGCACAAGCUCUAGACCAAAGACGUGAGCGAGUAUAUUACACAACACAAGACAAAGGCACGAUGAAUACCAGUAAAUCUGAUGUUGCUACCAGCAUACAUACGGUUGGGGAUAUUGAGGCAGUCGAAACAACCGAGGAUGUCUCAAUAAAAACAGCGGCAACAGAACUGAAUCCUGGCGUAAAGCACACUCUGCAAUACAUACAUAAAUAUCGGUAUCCCGAUGAAGCCAAGACAGAUGUUUUUACGGCUUUACGUACUUUCACUGACCUUCGGCCAAAGCUGGAAGAAUUUGUGUUCAAUGAUGGCACAAUGCAAACUUUACUGCAGCUGCAUGGAACGAUACCGGUCACAUAUAACCGUAAUCCAUUCAACAUUCCGAUAUGUGUCUGGUUGCUGGACACACAUCCAUACGAUCCUCCAAUGGUGUUUGUAAAACCCACAACCACCAUGCUGAUCAAAUCAGGGAGAUAUGUUGACAUAAACGGGGCAGUAGAUCUUCCAUACAUAGAGGAAUGGCAAUAUCCUGACUCCAACCUCUGUGGGAUGAUCCAAGUCUUGACAAUUGUAUUUGGGGAAGAGCCUCCAGUCUUCAGUAAUGUUAAGCCGUUACGGGACACCUAGUAGAAAACCAUUGCACACUUGUAGUGUAUGCUAUUUACAGACUAUUCAGUCAGGUUUUUUUUCUGGCCCAGCAAGCUUGUCAAACUGAUUUAAAAACCCCUGAUUUCAUACUGUCAUACUAUGUUGUAUAUACUUAUUAUUUGUAUUGUAUUCGGGGGCUUACUUAUCGGUCCUUGUAAUCCCAUAGGACACGAAGCGGUGUAAAAUUUCUUAUAUCAUAUCAAACAUUUAUAACCAUUCAAUAUUUCUUAAGCGCUUUUAAUAUUUUUUAUUGAACAAAGUUAAUAUAAUACAAACAUUUCAACCUUUUAAAAGCAUGUUCAAUUUGUUCAGCCGUUUUGAAAAUCAGAAUGUUGCACUGAACAGUUUUAUGACGUAAGCGCUGACAAAAAUAAUAUUUGGACAGUUGCGGACCGGCCAAAAUAUUUUUUGACCGCUGACGUCAUUUAAAUUGAUUUGUAUUAAAACAUAUGGACCGAUCAGCGUAAGAUCGUAUUUUAAUUGUCAGAGAAAAAUACUUUUAUAAGUGGCGUUUCAAGUGAUUACAAGCGAAAUUAUAUACGGUUUUGCACUGAAAUAAAAAUUGCGUAUCUUUUAUUCUUAUUUGGGGUUUUAUUGGUAUUUUAAUUUGUUUUUCUAAAUACCCCUCUUUUUAAAGCAGUGUUUGUUACGCCGCUACCUAUAGGUCUACCGUGUUAGCAAAUCAAUGUCGGAUUAUCAUGUUUUCUAAGUUUUAGGGCUUGUUUUAUUAUACAUGUUUAUUAAAUCAUCCCUCCCUGUCCGAGACCAGUCUGAUUUACUCGAAGACGGGUCGUUUUCCAGAGAAAAAGAGACGACUACCCCACGUUUUUGACAACUAUUUAGGCGUUGGUGGGGUAAAAUAAAUAUCACCGACUCUAAUUAGUGCUGUGUGAAUUUUCUGCGGAUUAAUGCAAAUAGUUUAAAAAUAUAUUUGUUACAUAAAAUGAAAUCGAAUUUAUGUUUGAGCAGUAGUUUUCGUCCGUAAUUUGUUUUCUACGAGAGAAAAUGUUCGAACCUUAGGCUUCAAGUUAGGAAAACGGUUCAAAACAGGAUAAACAUAUUUCUUAUAAACGGUAAUUUAUGUUUAUUUCCAAAAAUAUCUUUAUUGCAUAAUAUGUAACCUUUUUUAAUAUUAAGUUAUUUUUUCGGCAACAUAAAUUUACUGAUGUAUGUGUUUGGUUUUGAUCAAGUUAUUACACUUUAUUUUAAAAUUUGUUCCUUAAGUUGAUAUUUUUACUUCUUGGUUGUACUUUAUAUUUCCGCUGUUGUUAUUUCACUGAAGAAAACUCCAUAUUUGUGUUAUUUCACUGAUAAAACGUCAUAUUUCAUCGAAAAGCAUGAAGAAAUCUUGUAUAUAUUUUAUUUAUCUGAGUUUUCUUUUAAUAAUUUAGUUAUCUUCUUUUCUACAGACGUAAUUAUGGAGUGUUUUUCAAUUAUUUUUUAUUUCAAAGUUAAUAUAAAUAUGAUUAAUCUAAACAUCAUCAUUAUCAGCAUUUUGUGGUAGGGUUUUCUCCAGUGUGCAAAUGAAAAGCAUAUAGUGAUUAGCUAGACUGCACCAACUCAGAAAUGUUGACGCCGGCAAAGUUCGUUUUUUUAUCUUGUUAUUUCAUAGGAACGUUGUGUUCUGUGUUGGUUGAAAAGAAUACAUAUGUUAUGUAUAACUUAUUAUCAUGUAUUUAUACAUAUAGGAGUCUUAUAGGGUAUAUUUUUCGCCUUAUUUUACGCUUGUGAGCAAUAUGUUUUAUUAAUUAUACUUCAUUUUAUCACCAAAAUCGGGUUGCAUGCAGUUAUAAUCAAUUCAAAUAUUUUAUUUUUUAAAGCCAAGCUUUAUUUGUCACUAACAUGACGGGGUGUUAAGAGUGCAUUCUAUUGUUUUUCUUCAAAUAACGCCUUUGUUUCAUCAUGGCCAAUUUUUACAACAUAACCCGCAUUUUUACGGCCUUUAACAUUUGGCACAGACAUAUCUUCUGUUGCAGCUUCUUUAGUUGGCUUUGCUUGUAUACUUGUCGUUUUUACAUGAAAGUUCUUAAAGAAAAUGUUCAUGCCGAUAUAGACUAUAACAUUGUAUGUUAAUGUAUUAAAUAAAAUUUUAACUAUGGUUACUAGCUAUAAAUGUACAUGGCAUAUAUAUAUAUUUUAAGAACCAAGCUUUUCUGAAAUUCACUAUCAUAGUUCAUUUUUUCAUUAAAAUUAUAUGUAAGAAUCGUAUUGAUCUAUAGUUUGGACCAGAUAAAUUUUGUAAAAAAGUGACGUUUAAAUAUGCAGAAAUGAUUGUGAUUGGUUUAUAUUUUAAGUGAACAACAGGAACCAAAUCGUGUUUCAGUGACUGCUCCAAAGCGGUAAUCCCAUCAUUUAUCAGUGUAGCUAGUUUAAUGCCAGUGUGGUAUGUUUGUUGUGCUUGUAUAUGUGUAUCUGGUGUUUCGAGUUCUGUGUCGAUUUUGGCUUUUGUCUUGUGCCUUUAAUUUGAUUAUUUUAGGUAUUCGACUUCUGCGCUUAUCCGAGUAGUUUUCAUGAAAACAAAGUAUAGUUUUACCAAGUCUUUAUCAACACUGAGUGCCAAUAUUAGAGGAAAUAUAUUUAUCAUCGAAAAUAUCUUA